UUAUUUAUACUGCCUUUCCCUUAAUUGAAUUUAACUCACAAAUAUCAAAAGCAAUCAUCCACUGCUUCAAUGAACAACAAAUUUGAGUUAGUCUUCAUUCCUGCACCAGGCGUCGGCCACCUUGUCUCCAUCAUGGAGCUGGCCAAGCUUCUCAUCCACCGCCACCACCGCCUCUCCAUCACCGUCCUCGUCAUGAAAGUACCGUCAGACUCUAAAAGUAAUGCCUAUCUCGACUCACUCUCUGUCGAUAAACGUAUCAACAUUGUUUAUCUCCCCAACGAUGACCUUCAACGAUUCAAACCCAUGCGCGUCAUCCCUUCUUUCAUUGAAUUGCAUAAACCCCUCGUCAAAGAAGCUGUCUCUGAGCUUGUUCUCUCCAAGUCAGCCUCCGAUGACUCACCUAAACUCGUUGGGUUUGUUCUUGACAUGUUUUGCACAAGCAUGAUUGAUGUUGCUGAUGAGUUUGGAGUUCCAAGCUAUAUUUUCUUUACAACGGGUGCAGCUUUACUGGGUUUGAUGCUUCACUUGCAGGCUCUUCAUGAUGAGCAGAACAAACAAACUGUUGAUUUGAAAGACUCGGAUUCUGAAUUGGAAGUACCGAGUCUCGUCAACAAACUUCCUGCUAAGCUUUUGCCUUCUGUGUACUUCGAGGAAGAAUGGUCUAUGGCUAUGUUUGAGCUAGCGAGGGGGUUCCGAAGAGUAAAAGGUAUUGUUGUAAAUUCGUUUGUGGAGCUGGAAUCUUUUGCCGUCAAGUCUUUGUCUAGUGGUGAAGACAACAUCCCACCCGUUUAUCCUGUGGGGCCCAUUUUGAAUCUUGAUGGUAAUAGCAUCGAUUUGGAGUCAACUGAGUCCAAAACAAAAGCAGAAAUCAUCAAGUGGCUUGAUGAUCAACCACUGUCAUCGGUUGUGUUUUUAUGCUUCGGGAGCCAGGGAAGCUUUGAGGAGGAUCAGGUGAAAGAGAUUGCGUACGCGCUUGAACAGAGUGGGCAUCGGUUCUUGUGGUCUCUUCGUCAACCUCCAUCCAAGGGCCAGUUUGCUUCUCCAAGUGACUACACUAAUCUAACAGACGUGUUACCGAAAGGGUUUCUUGAACGAACAGUCGGGGUUGGAAAAGUAAUCGGGUGGGCGCCACAAGUGUCGGUGUUAGCCCACAAGGCGAUCGGAGGGUUCGUGUCGCAUUGUGGAUGGAAUUCAACACUGGAGAGCAUAUGGUUUGGAGUUGCCAUUGCCACAUGGCCUAUGUAUGCAGAGCAACAAUUCAAUGCGUUUAAGUUGGUGAUUGAGUUAGGAUCAGCUGUUGAAAUUAAAAUAGAUUAUAGUAAGGAGUUGUCGACGGAGAAUCAAAUAGUGUUAAGGGCAGGAGAGAUAGAGAGAGGGAUUAGGAAAUUGAUGACGGAUGAUAAUAAGAUAAGGGAAAGAGUGAAGGAGAUGCGCGAAAAGAGUAGAAAAGCUAUGAUGGAUGGUGGAUCUUCAUUUACUUCAUUGGGUUGCUUCAUUGAUGAUGUUAUGAGCAAUUUGUCAUAAAGUUUGGACUAGAACUAGAACAAGGAUCAAAUUUUACAAGAAUAAAUUGAUUUUGGGUAGAAAAGCACUCUUUAUAUCAAUUAGGGGUGAAAAGUCUUUUUGACUAAACCUUAGGUGGGGUAUGUAAUUUUACUUUUUUAAUAAUAAUAAUAAUAAUUAAACUGUUAUAUACGGAGAAUUUUUCCACCACAUGAAUUUGACUUUACCCAAAAGCUAAUGUGAAGGCAUUAAAUGCCUUGAAAAAUUGGCUUUGAAAAUAGAGAUUUUUGUUGACUGAAGGGACGAUAAAAUUUCCUGUAAAUACCCCCUCUCCUCUCUCCAUGUAAGAUAUAUGUACUUCUUCACUUAAAGCUUUCUUGCUUCUUCUUUUUACUUCUUGUCAUCAUUUCCAAAGCCUACCUUCUAUUCCAUAAAAUUUAGUUAUA
Molecule: messenger RNA, 1949 nt
Organism: Mangifera indica (mango)
Lineage: Eukaryota; Viridiplantae; Streptophyta; Magnoliopsida; Sapindales; Anacardiaceae
Product: anthocyanidin 3-O-glucosyltransferase 2-like
Exons: 1
Coding region: 70-1524 (484 amino acids)
Molecular function (GO): UDP-glycosyltransferase activity
Source: RefSeq, a predicted model, not a curated record